Corvus hawaiiensis (hawaiian crow) is the source of this 572-nucleotide messenger RNA. RefSeq names its product DNA polymerase epsilon 3, accessory subunit (gene POLE3). The record is from RefSeq and is a predicted model, not a curated record. Gene Ontology annotation, molecular function: protein heterodimerization activity; chromatin DNA binding. Lineage: Eukaryota; Metazoa; Chordata; Aves; Passeriformes; Corvidae. The transcript has 5 exons. Gene Ontology annotation, biological process: DNA damage response; leading strand elongation; heterochromatin formation. Gene Ontology annotation, cellular component: CHRAC; epsilon DNA polymerase complex. Bases 83 to 514 code for a protein of 143 amino acids.
UUCCCGCCGCUCCGGGGGCAGGGCCGCGGUGCGCGCCGGGAGCGGGCGGGGCGGCGGCGGAGCGCGGGCUGGGAGGCCCAGGAUGGCGGAGAGACCGGAGGACCUGAACCUGCCCAACGCCGUCAUCACCCGCAUCAUCAAGGAGGCGCUUCCUGAUGGAGUCAAUAUUUCCAAAGAAGCCCGGAGUGCGAUCUCCCGAGCGGCGAGUGUGUUUGUGCUGUAUGCAACAUCAUGUGCAAAUAACUUUGCCAUGAAGGGGAAGAGGAAAACCCUGAAUGCCGGGGACGUGCUCUCUGCCAUGGAGGAGAUGGAGUUCCAGAGAUUCGUGGCCCCUCUGAAGGAGUCCCUGGAAGUUUACAGGCGUGAGCAGAAAGGAAAGAAAGAGGCCAGGAAAGAUAAAGACAAGAAGGCAGACUCGGAGGAGCAAGAUAAGAGCCGAGAGGAGGACAAUGAUGACGAUGACGAAAGGAUGGAGGAGGAAGAACAAAACGAUGAGGAAGAGGUGGACAACUGAGCUCGCUCGUGGGCAGGGGCUGGGGUGUGCUCAGAGGGAUAUAAACGCUGUAAAUCAA